AUGUCUUCCGCAGAAGCUCCCACAGACGGCCCCCAGCAGGCUCCAGACGAAGGUUCUGUUAGAUACGCCGCCUAUGCUAACAGAUUGAGAACUAUCCUUCGUGCCUCCCACAGGUACGUUGCCUACACCUCGGACAUCGGUGAGUCCUUCAGACCGGUGGCACACCCUUACCUUGUGACAUUGGGCUACGGUGUCUCGUGGGCGUACUUGUUGUGUGAUGUCAGUUAUGCUUCUUGGGUGGUGAAGAUGAGAAACGAGGGCAAGUACCGUCCAGGGCUCUUACCAUGGCAAGAGGUGGGAGAAGCCGAUAAGGAACAAGCUGAGAAGUACAGAGCGCUGGUGCACAAUUCGUUGGCUGAAACAGACUGGAGGGUGCAGUUUGCCAAAAGAGGUGUUUUCCAGGGCUUGGCCUCCAUGGGGUUGCCUGCUUUGACCAUCCACCUGGCGGUGAGGUACUCGUCGGUUCUUUUCAAGAACGUCAAGACCAAGGCCAUCAAGACGUACGGUCCUGUUUCUGUGGGUUUGGGUAUUGUGCCUCUUUUGCCUUAUAUCUUUGACGAGCCUGUGGAGCACGCUGUGGACUACGUUUUCGACAAGGGCGAGGCCUUGUACAAGCAGAAGCUUGAGUAG
This is a messenger RNA of Candidozyma duobushaemuli, 630 nucleotides long. RefSeq lists its product as uncharacterized. The transcript has a single exon. Gene Ontology annotation, biological process: mitochondrial fission. Gene Ontology annotation, cellular component: mitochondrion. Bases 1 to 630 code for a protein of 209 amino acids. NCBI's taxonomy places the organism in Eukaryota, Fungi, Ascomycota, Pichiomycetes, Serinales, Metschnikowiaceae. The record is from RefSeq and is a predicted model, not a curated record.